AUGGAAACAACAAAGUCUUCCACAGAAGAGAAGGCAUUUGAAGUGAGGAAGCUAGAGAUCUCGGACAAGAAGAAGGGUUUCGUGGAGCUACUUCAGCAGCUGACCGUAUGCGACUCCAUCUCCGACGAAGCAUUUGACCAACGGUUCAGGGAGGUGGCCAAGUACGGGAACGACCAUCUCAUAUGCGUCAUCGAAGACAAAGAUUCAAGGAAGAUCGUUGCAACCGGGAGUGUGUUCAUAGAGAAGAAAUUCAUAAGGAAUUGUGGCAAAGUUGGUCACAUCGAAGACGUGGUUGUGGAUUCUAACGUUCGAGGAAAGCAUUUAGGAAAGAAGAUCAUCGAAUUCCUGUCUUACCAUGCUCGCUCGAUGGGGUGUUACAAGGUGAUUCUUGAUUGUAACAGUGACAACAUACCGUUUUAUGAGAGGUGUGGUUUCAAGCAGAAGGAAAUUCAGAUGGUGAAGUACUUUGGUUCUUGAGAAUUAAGUUGGUUUGUUUGUUGGAAUUGGGUUAGAGAGUUGAUGUCUCUUUGUUUUACUUGAAAUUUGAUGGGGGAAAGAAGCCCUCGAAGAAAAGAAGGAACUUUUAUUCAUCACAACACAUUUAUUUGGAAGGAAUAAACACAGCUCAUUGACAAAAAACAUUGUCAUCGAUCUAGCUAUUUCCUCAAACGACGACAAGGCGGAAGCGGCAUUGUUGCUCGCGAAGGCCGCAUCUGCGGGGGAGGGAGCGUGCGCGCUGGUAAACAUGCUCGGAUUGGCCGGUUUGGUAGCGGCCGGUGCUCUGCUGUGCCUGCCUCACGGCGUGCCUGAUGGCCUCACAGCCACAUUGCUGGCGGUCCAUUUGCUUGAGCUCCUGGCAGCAGGCUUGAAGGGACCCUUGCUCAAAGUUGGCGUCUUCCUCCUCCUCGUUGGCAUACCUCUGCUGCAAGAAGCGCUGGCAGGAGUGGAACCGGCGACUCUGCACCUGCUGCCUGCAUUGCCUGUUUUCGUCGAAGGAGGUGGUGGUGAAGGUGGUGGCACUGGCGAGAGCCACCAGGGCCACGAGGAGAGCUGCUGCGAGUGCCACCUUGAUCGCCAUUGGGAUGUGAGAGAGAGAAUGCAAUGUAGGUUAGUAGUUGUUGGUGAUUCGUGGGCGAGGGGGGUUUAUAUAGAGGAUUUGAAGGAUUGCAUGUGAUUUUACGUGUUGAUUGAAUAGCGAAGAAUGAAAUAGGCGGAUGCAUAAUAUUGGUGGGGGUUGAGGUUUGUGCGUCCGAGCUUCCACAUCGAUUCACAUGCAAAUUUGGCCAAAACCACGUCUUCUGCUCUCUGAUACAUAUGUAUUCUGUUCUGUAGUGCCUUCAAUUCGUUAUUGUUUUUUCAGUUAUUCUCAUUUCAUUUGUUGGAGAUUAAAUUCUGAGUUUAUCCUGCUAACUGUGAUGAAACACUGCUUACUGAGAAAUCAUUUAUCUACA
Salvia miltiorrhiza (redroot sage) is the source of this 1451-nucleotide messenger RNA. Its product is annotated as glucosamine 6-phosphate N-acetyltransferase-like. Gene Ontology annotation, biological process: UDP-N-acetylglucosamine biosynthetic process. The record is from RefSeq and is a predicted model, not a curated record. Lineage: Eukaryota; Viridiplantae; Streptophyta; Magnoliopsida; Lamiales; Lamiaceae. The coding region runs from base 1 to 477 and encodes 158 amino acids. The transcript has a single exon. Gene Ontology annotation, molecular function: monosaccharide binding; glucosamine 6-phosphate N-acetyltransferase activity. Gene Ontology annotation, cellular component: endoplasmic reticulum; Golgi apparatus; endoplasmic reticulum-Golgi intermediate compartment.